Lytechinus pictus (painted urchin) is the source of this 3326-nucleotide messenger RNA. Its product is annotated as kelch-like protein 8. Bases 1 to 915 code for a protein of 304 amino acids. The record is from RefSeq and is a predicted model, not a curated record. Gene Ontology annotation, molecular function: protein binding. Lineage: Eukaryota; Metazoa; Echinodermata; Echinoidea; Temnopleuroida; Toxopneustidae. The transcript is spliced from 7 exons.
AUGUUAGGAGUUCUUUUUGUCGUGGGCGGACGUGGAGCGACGGGCGACCCCUUCAAAUCCAACGAGUGCUACGAUCUGCGAAACAAUCGUUGGAUCCCCGUCACGGAGAUGAGCAUGAAACGAAGGCACGUCGGGGUCACGGCAACUGACGCUGGUCACAUAUUUGCUGUAGGAGGAUUUGAUGGAAGGGACCAUCUCAACACCGCAGAGAAGUUUGAUCCUCAUACAAACAAAUGGUCAAAUCUAGCACCCAUGGCUAAAGCAAGGAGAGGCCUUGGUGUAACACAGAUGGGCACUCCCAUCUACGCCAUUGGAGGAUUGGACGAUAACCUGUGCUAUAGUGAUGUGGAGCGAUACGACCCCCAGACAAACUCCUGGAGUCUUGCUCAAUCUAUGAACUGUGCUCGAGGUGGUGUGGCGGUGGCCGUUCUCAAUGGUCUUAUCUAUGCUGUUGGAGGCAAUGAUGGAUCAUCCACGUUGAAUUCUUGUGAGUGUUAUGACCCUCAUCUUAACAAGUGGACGAUGAUAACACCUAUGAAUACCAGGAGAGCAGGGGGAGGAGCGGCAGUCAUCGAUGGUUUCCUCUAUGCUAUUGGUGGUUUUGACCACAGCUCACCACUCAACACAGUGGAACGCUACGACCCCCGGAAGAACGAUUGGAUCAGCAUGACCCCCAUGUCCACCAGUAGGGGCGGGGUAGGUGUGUCGGUACUAGGGGGCAAGAUAUUUGCCAUCGGGGGACACAAUGGGUCUAAUUAUCUCACAUCGGUGGAAUGCUACGAUCCUAUAACGAACAGUUGGUCAGCUGUCCAGGACAUUGGGACGUGCAGGGCGGGAGCAGGUGUUGCCAUCUGCCAUUGCCUUAUUUCAUCCCUUAAGGAGAUUCCUCGACCGAACAUGGUGAGCUGUGUAUGACGGAGGCAGGAACACUGAGUUGCAGUUUCCACAAGUGAUGAGGGUUAAAACCCUAAAAAACAUUAUGAAAGAUGCCUAGGAUGAUGGCAGAGUUGCAAUCUUGUCAACGAAUCCAGAACCAUGUCCAGUUUCUGUAACUUCCACUUGCACCUUGAGUUUUAGGAUGUAUUGACUGAGGAGAAGUUCUCUGAUGUAUGACAUCUGAUGCAUCUAGAUGUACUACUUGAAUAAUGAAGCUAUAGAGUUAUAUCUGCAUGAAAAGGAGCUGGGUGUUUUGUGGUCUAUAUGUAGCAUUUUCUAUCUAGAAGUAUUCUAUUGUGAGGCACACAAUUAUUGGCAUUAGCCAAGUUCAAGCUGUCACUUCCUGUGCAGUCAAGCAAGGACUACUGCCCGGUACACACAUCCUCACCUGGGUUGACGGCAGCGCAAUGUGAAUUGACUUCCUGCAAAGGUACUUGAUGCUGUAACAGUGUUGAACCCAUAACCCUCUGAUUUGAAGGUCAAGAGUCCGAACCAUCAGACCAUAUCACUUCCAGGUGACUCGGGAGGGUUACACGAUGAUGUCUUCGACCUGGCUUGUUCUCUGGCGCAGGAUGUGGUGAUUCCUAGUUUGUCUUGAAGACAUACCACUGAGGAACAACUGGAACAUGAACUUCUAUUGCCUACUGCAAACAGUAGAUCCCUGUACAAAGCCUUUGAAGCCUAGGAGAUCAGAUAAUUAAGUAGUCAACAGGUUUAGGUCUUCAAUGCCAUUCCAGACACUGCAAUAUAAUGAAUCCAGUGUAGUCGUGGAUUGCACCCUGAAAAUCUAGUAGAUAUCCAGAAUCCAUAAGGGGUGUGUGUGCGCACUGUGACAGAUAGAUCAUAGAUCCAAAGGCCUCCACUGGAAACCUGUGGCUUGGUACCAGGAUGACUCUUUUUAAGUUAAUUUCAAAGAUGGUGGAUGGAUGCAUGUAUAACAGUUAUGUAGUUUCUCUGCAACAAAAAACAUCUGUUCAUGUAGAUAUAUCCAAUGAAUUAUUGAUUUUUGAAAAAUGUUAUUAUGGACUUGACCAGAUACUAUGAUAUUCAAGAUAUUAGAGUGUGAGGGGGAAAUAUUUCUUAAUUAUGAAAUCAUUGCAGCUAACUCCUGUCUGCAUUCUGUGUUCAUUCCUAAGUGUCUUCAUACAUGUAUCUUUUCAUACUUUUCUAUUUAACUGUCAUGCGUUCUUCAUUCUUGAAUAUCUUGGAACUUACAGUGUAUGGUAUCUUUGAUGACACUCAAGCUAAUGGUGAAAAUAAUAAUAUAUACAUUAAAAUUAUAUGCCCAAAGCGCUUUACCAUACAAAAUGAAAAAAGUAGUUCUGCUUAAAAGUUUUAAAGAGGAUAUUAGACAGUAAAAUUUGGUUUCUAUUUGUAUUUUAGUUAUUGUACCAAACAACAUGAACGGAUGCUGCUGCUGCGAAGACUAUUCCAAACACCGACUGGUGAAACUUAUGCAUUGUUGACCUUUCAAGUUCAGUUUUGGGAAUCUGUAUAUGAAGAGUCUGUUCUAGGAUGCAAUGAAUAAUGAAAUUGAUGGAUUUGAAAAAAAAGAAAGUUAUUGUGGUGUCAGGCUAUUUAUAAUCCAACUAUUUAAAUAGGAGGCUUAAAACAUAUCUACAUUUGUUGUCAGGUUCAUGCAUCAUUAUCUUAAAAGUAUUCUUGAAUGCAGUAGUCAAUGAGUGGACAUCUUUAAUGGCUGAAUAUACCUGUAUAUCGCUUUGUGAUGUAUUCACUACCAUCACUAUUUACCAUGGUGCUCUAUUUUGGUUCCAUGACAUAUGCUCCAGCGACAAUUGCUCUGCUGUAAAUUCCACACACUAAAUGGACUUACCAACUUCCACAUUUUAUCCUAACCCUAAACCUAACAUAAAACCAUACUGCAACCCUAUCUCUAUGUCUUAAAGAUGAAAUAAAGCCCGGAGCAAUUGUCGCCAGAGCAAAUGUCGUGUCACCUCUGUGUUAAGGUUCGUAUCAGUCGUAGAAUGCUUUGCAUGGAAUUUACAUCUAAUUGCAGUUCAACAUUGUUCCUUAACUUCUUUGUAAAUCUUGAAAUUGAUUGCUUCUCUCCUCAAAACAGAGCGUGAUUUUGCUUUUCUAAAGGUGAAACUAAUCCAUUAAUUGCAAAUUUGAAUUCAUUUUGUCUGGUUAAAACUUCUCCUUUAAAAAUGUAUGUACUUAAAGGAAAAUGAUACUCGAAAUCUAAUACAACAUAAAAUAAUUGUUAAAUACUGGACAAUCAAAAUGAGUGCACUUAUACCCCAAUCCGAUUUCCUGGUAUGGAGCUUUACCUACCUGUAUUCAAAGUCUCUGGAUGGAGGUUGCCAUUUUCGCGGGGUUAGUUCAAAAUUGUCAGCUACGAACUACAUCUCUAUGUAGAUAUCUACGUU